Vitrella brassicaformis is the source of this 8541-nucleotide messenger RNA. The record is from the annotation of a GenBank genome assembly. Lineage: Eukaryota; Vitrellaceae.
GUCCCAAUAAAGCUCCACUCGAGACACAUCACCAAAAUACACACGAAAAACCAUGCUAAAGUCUUCUUAGGCUCGCGAGCGCCACCAUGCAAGGCGCCAGUACCCACCACCAUGUACAGGGCUCCCUCCACCAGUCAAACCAGAACAGGACCGCCACAAUAUGUCUUCUCGUCUUUGUUCUACAUGAGCGUCCCCCGUCACUCUUGGCGAUAGCCAGGAAACCAGGCGGCGGGUCACUCAGGUCAAUUACCUCCUCUGCUUCGAAAAGGGUGGACCCCAGGGGUAUGGAAGGGCGUUGGACAACUUCCUGUUCGACGGAAAACGACUGAGAGGGGUCGCCUGCUGACCACGACGCCUGCAGAAGGAGAGACACAGAGACAUCGGCUCAGCUGACCUCUACUCGUAUUGUUCUCUCACCUUAACGACAAGAGGACCUGAGAUGGCCUGAUUGUCGGCAGUAGGCUCGUUAGUCACGUAAACGGCGAGCCUCAGCAGAAAACUCUCGUCGGACCCCGUCCCAUUAGCCAAAUGGUAAGAUAUCUUUAUAUCGUCCAAACUCUCGCCUUGCACAGCCUCCGCUUCUCCCUCCCCCUCGUCUAUGUCCUGCCCAAUCAUUGGGACAGCCGGGGUGUCAACCGUGGUAUUUAGCUGCUCAGCUGGCUCCUCAAGGGAAUCCGUGGUAUUCAGCUGCUCAGCUGGCUCCUCAAGGGAAUCGACUUCCUGAGGGGCCGCUGUGGACGCAUCUAGUGUCGGGCUGUCUGGUACAGCAACGCCGCCUCCCCCACCCUCGCAGACGAUGUUUGUCCUUCUGUCGUUGAGCAGGCUCUCAGGCUGGAUCUCUGCCUGGCACGGCCUCGCUAGCUUGAAGGGACCACUCACAUGGAAAGUCACAACGUCACCUGAGACAAGACUUCAGUGCGGAAGGCUCUCUGCGUGCACUGACUCCGAUGGGAUGCUGGGAGUACCAUUGGUCUUUGGCCUCUUUUUCAGCCGAAGGGUGAGCCGAACCGCAUGGGUGAUCUCGGGGGCCAUCGAACUGCCCACAUACGGAAGCGGACACACACGUAAUUACACCCACACUCCUACUUAGUGCAUACCGUACCCGAUGGUAAGGCUUUGGAUGCUGUCGAACAUGCUGCUGUCGCUCACUCGGAAGCCCUUGAUGGCGUAGUUGGCGGAAACUACCAUCCCGGACUCGGCCUGAAGGAGGCACACGUGGGUAAGACGACCCCUGUGUCUCUGCAAGGAGUAUGAUGGAUGACCUUGACAACGACAGCGAAGGUAGGCACAUCUUCUGUGGAGCUUGCUGGAGUCACCAUGUCAAUGUCGAUGAAGAACUCGCCUAUGCUGCUCCACCCAACAGGAAAGAGCUCGACCUUCUCAGCCUGUCGAAGAUGCGCGCAGGUGCUUACUUCUCUGAUAUGUCUCGUGUUCGUGUCUCACGUCAAGUGUGAUGUUAGUGCCGAUGCCCCCUGUGCGGAUCUGCGGGUCGUCUGGUAGAGUGAAGCCCUCAUACAAGAGGACUUGGAUGGUGCCCUUCUCCACCGUCACAGUGGGCGUGAAGAAAAAGUGAGCCACGACACGGGCGGCCAAACUCGGCACAUAAGAUAUCUAAAACGCAAAUAAGAUGUCUUAAGCCAUCCAUGUCAGUGUCACGUACCCGAGCCUUCAUCUCCUGUAUCGGUGGCGGCAUCACUUGCUCGGCGAUCAUUCGGGGCACCGUGCGGCUGACAUCCUUGUAGCGAUUACUCACAUGGAGGCUCCAUUGCUGGCCGGGAGUGUCAACAUCCUCCACGCCGGUGUCGACGCCAUUUGUGGCAUCGAUAGUCUGAGGAUGGUUGAUCAGUAUGAGCAUAUUGUGGGGCACAUCAGCCUGCAUAAAUUACACGCAAUGAGUCGAAUGCAUGUGGAAAAAGCCUCGCUCAAGGCUCACCGGGAGCGGCAGGUCGCCGUGUGUGACGGCCUUUGUGGGAUCUGUGCCGUCACAGGUGAAGGUCCACAGGGUGACAUUCCCGUUGUCAUCGGGAACAGCACAAUCCUGUGGAAAUGUCCACUCGGGAGGAUGGACGAUCUCAACUCGCACAUCAAUCGAAGGACCACCUAACCACGACGUCGAAGUAAAGGCAAACGCAUCAUCCCAUCGUGUCUCCGCAUGCCUUGCCUGCAUCGAUUUGAGGCGUGAGCGACAGUUGCCAUCGUGCGUCUUGUGCACCGACGGCUGUGGAGUCAAGUGGUGUCCACGUGAUGGACGUAAUGUAGCCCUGAGGAUAGCCUGUCCCCUCACGGCCAUCACUGCCCUCCACAAACUGACACACAGAAUACGAGACGGAAGGUCGCCUCGGGGUCUCUUUUUCGGUUCCACCUGAUUGACGCUUCUGAUUGCAUAUACGUAGACGAUGAACUCCUUGAAGCUUGUGGUCAGCCCCUGCACUGUCGGAUGAGCCUGAUCCUUGCUCACCUCCUCAGCAAAGAUAAAUGACCUGCAUCGAGAAUAAACGCAUAAGGGACAGAAAUGCGUUACUUGGUCUUCUGUUACUUACCACUGCCCAUUCUCGUCGAAUGUCUGGUCGCCCGGAAUCUCGAAUGUCAUCGACAUGAGCACUGGGGUGUUUGAUCCAAUGCCAGCCACAAGUGGCCACUUCCUGAAUCCCGACGUUCCCACUGGCUCGCCCUCUAGGCCGAUGAAGCCUUCAGGGUCAUUGAUGCCUGGGAAGGCGUUGGUCGGCUCAUAGGCUGUUGCUCGCAGACCCACCAGCCUGAAGCCUGUGAAUUGCAGAGGCGAUUUACAUGUUGGGAGUGUAUGUGAGCUCGAGAUACACUGACCAGCUGGCGGUGCAAUGAGCACGACAUUGAUGGUGGUGUUGCGCAGAGGGCGAGACAAUUCAAAGUUCACGGUGGCGUCAUGCACGAGCCCAAAGCGAUUUGUAGACUCCUGUCAAGGAAACACGUGUUGACAAAAUGAGGCGUAUUCAACGACCGCCUUGCCCACCGUGCUUGUGCCAUUGGUGUCCCUAUUGACUGCUUUGAAUUGCAGGAGUGUCCCAAAGGUCGCCGAUUGCGUGUCUCCCAAGUAGUUGACACUGUCGGCCUCUUCUCCUAUCCUGCCUCCCCUGUAGGUGGGGUCGACUACGGCGAUGCGCGUGUCGGAGAAGUCCGACAGAAUCGUCACAUCCACCUCUGCAUCACUGACACAAACGACAACCCAGUAUCCGUUGCAUCAUUGGCUUGGCGUCUGUUUGUGCCUACGAGUUUUGCGGGUCUGCCUGCAUGAACGCUCCCUUGACAAGGACUUCAUACUUAGUGCCGUCCUGCAGGCCAGCAUACUGCAGAAAACAUUGAGGCAGGCCGCGAUACUUCCACACUCAAGCAUAACAUCAUGAACAUACUUUUGAGAACUGCAUGUAGAGCUCCACAAAAAUGCCCGCCUUAGCCACAUGCCUACACAACACAAGGCGCGACACACAUCCAGACAGGCAAGAACGUUGUGAGCAUGGUCUGCCCACCAGCAUUUGUGCGGCAUCGGGAAUCCGUCUGCCGAGUACAUUUCGUAAAAAUAUAACCCACAGUCGCUCUGCUGCGCCGCCUCAGCCGUGGUCUCGAGAGCCGCGGCGGAGUUGUCAGUAAAGGUGAGUGAUGAAUCAGGAGAGGUGAAGGUCGCCUGGGCGAUCGGCACGGGGGCGAACCGAGUGAGAUCCUUGAAGGAAUAUUUGACUCUGACAAAACAAGCAAGCGAUCCUUCUUGCCUCUCUGAUGCUGGCAUGCCCCGUGUCUCACGCACCCACCUGUAGGCUUUGCCAAAUUGAUGUGUUUGGUAGGCAUCCUGCACAUCCAGUUCGAGCCCGCUGCCGUCGACAGUAGGUACCUUGCCGCUGGUGGAUGUCGUGAAGCUGAUGUACACUGGCCCGGCCUUUCUCGUCUCAGUGAUAGCUGGCACGAUACGGGGAGCGUUCGUGAAGCCUCGAGGAUUGAGGACAUUCAAACGGCCGAAGCGAAACCAAUCGGGUGUGCCCGCAUUGACUGAGAUGACGAAGACAUGACUGACGGGACGCACGGAGGCAGCGCAUGAUGGAUCGUUUGCUUACUGUCGCUAGUCCAGCAGAGGUACAGAGUGUUGUUUGCGCUGCUGGUGUAGACCUCAGGAUAUUUUUCAACUCCCGACAUCUGGAAUGCAUGGCCGUCCUGCGUCCACAAAGUGCCCGACGGAAUGGCGGGAAACGGAUGGCGGAAGUUGAUACGAAACGUGCCGUCUGAUGCCGGCCCUGAAAUAACCUUCACCACACGCACGCACGCACGCACGGAGAAGGGAGAAAGCCCCCAUCCGUGGGCCUCGAACUGUCAGCGAGGCAUUUGUGUACCUGGUAUAUGCGGUCGGCCGUGUGGAAGACCUGCCUGUUGCUGCGUGUCGCCUCGUUUAUCCCCAUUGGAUGCCCAUCCGCCUGCUGACUCGCCGUGAAUGUAAUGAAGUGGUUGAGAGUAAAGCCUUCCAGCACAAGUUGCUCAUACGACUUGGCCGUCUUCAGGAUUGGCGUGCUCGAUCCGUGGCCGGUGACCGAUGUCACGUAGGUGUUGGCGAGGAGUGGUAUGCCCUGCAGGUCGCCGGCAGCGUUGCCAUCGGGAUAUGUGAAAACCGCACUGGAGGACGACUGACAGUCGCUGUCCUCCGAUAUGCGGAUUCGGUGGUUGGCGCCGCCCAUGCCAAAGCCGAUGAUCGUGAGAGUGAAUGGCUCGCCUGAGGUCACAUCAUAGAGGCCGUCGCCGCCCACAGUUCGGUUCGUGUCUGGCCCCUUGACCAUCAAAUAGCCUGCUGGGCUGGCAAAGUCCUCCAUUGAGUCGCAGCUGGCCGUGUGGGGGGAAGACUGCUUGGUAUAGACGGUCUUGGGGCAGUAGCACAGCUUGUAGAUGCCUGGAGAGACACCCUGUGUGUCCAGCGGGCCAGUGAUGGUCACCGUUGUUGACGUCGCAAAGGCCGCUUGAAAGGUGGCGUCACCGAGACUUCCCGUGCCACAUAUCACAUCGUUUGUUGUACUGUCGUCGAGCGCCGCGUUGUCCAGGAUGCCGACAAGCUGGUCGCCGGCGGUCAUUUUGGUGGCGCCUCCCCCGUCGGGUAGGCUGAUAGUGCAUGAGGUCUGGUUGGCACCGCAUGUCGCCCAGGUGGUGUCGAAGGGUCCGUAUAUCUUGAUCUGUCUCGUCGUGUUGUCCGUCACGGUGGUCGCAUACUCUGGGGUGAGCGUCGUCAAGGAGUCCAUUCUUUCCUUGCUGGUCGAGAGUCGAGACAGAAGGUACCAUGAAAGUUUGUGAAGGAAGCUUUGUUGUUACUUACUUUGGCGACGCUCCACCCGGCUUCCAGCACAGCGCAUAGAGGCUCGUUUGGGUGCCGUCCUCUUGAUACUUCGGCGUAACAUUCGGAGGGACGGGAGCGGAAGAUGAGAAGACAAACGGGUGGCUGCAGUAAGACAGAAUCUGGCGUUUUCCGCCUCUGUCGUCUUCGAGUCACGUGCGUACUGAUCGGAGACAUUUGUGCCAGCAACGGCCUCAGCGGACGUGUGUUGCACCAACCUAACAUGGCAACGAGCGUUGUGAGCAGGGAUGCACAGGCCCUUCGUUCCCUCUUCCUUUACUUGGUGAUGUUGCUUUCGCCACACUCGUCGUAGUAAUACAGGAGCUUCGUGCCAGUCGUGUCGAAACGCUAAAGAACCAUUAGACCAUAUUAGACAUUGAUAAGCAGGCUGUCUCAUGCGUGUAUGCAAUCUCACCUCAGGUCGCCUUUCGACAAAGAUGAUCUUGUCUCCUUCCGCACAGUCGAAGCACGUGUCCUUACUGAUGUAGAGCGUGCACGCACGACCCGCAUAGCACACCAUCGUGCCGUUCGCCUCGGCACCGACCACCGUCAGCUCUCCUGAAAUAAGAGACUGACUCGACUUAAACAGGUGCAUGCGCAGUUUUCAUGAUGUGCUGCCUGCCUGUCGUCCAUUUGUAUUCUGUGGGUGAGGAAGUGCUGGUGCAGCCCUGGGUGUCGAUGUCCUGUGACGGGCACCAGCACAAUUUGUAGAUGCCUUGAAUCAGCCGGUUGCCCCUGAAGCAAUCAGCAAUAUCACUUUGAGAAAGCGAUCGAAGGUAUUUCACUCCGCAUGUGUGUGCUUACGGAGGAAAGUAGAAUGGCCAAGUGUACGUGUUGAUGUACUUGACAGCCACCUGAGGAUUCACCUGCACUCAGAGACGCGACACCUGCAUCUAUUUCAACCCUCCCUGUUGCUGCGUGCCGUGUCUCUCUCACCGCUUCGAUGGUCUCUGUCACAUUGGGUCUCGUGUAGGUCAGCAGUGUCGCUGUCGUCCCACACUCGACCGCCGGAUAGUUGGCCGUCGUCCCAUCCCCUAUGAUGACCAUCCAGUCGCCGGCAGCCAACCCCAGCCCUCCCCUGUAGCCCGGCGGUACGCGAUUGGUGCUGUUGUACUCGAACGAGUCUAUGGCCAGGUUGCAUGGCUGCGUCGACACGCCACAGAAGGAGGAAUGGAGAGCGUUCAUGGCAGGACCUGCAUCAAUGGUCGUUCAGAGUCAGAGAUGGCAAGCCUUCGACAUCUCUCCUGCCAACCUCUGGUUUUGAGGGUUCCCGCUUUGAAUGGGUAUCGAGUUGGGAAUAUGGUGUCACCAGUGAGACGAGCGCAGUGAUUCGCCGUGUACGUCCCACCAGGGCAGUAACACAGCGCAUAGAAGCUGAAAACACAAAGUACUAAGGUUUCGUCUCGCAUGAAUGACAGCGCUUACGCAGGAUCGACGUCCAUGGCUGCCGAUGUGAGCGGCAGUGUGUCGCUGGCAUGCUGCACUGUGUAAGUGUAAGUGCCAGCCGUCGCGUCGGUGAUGCCCACUGAAUAAACAGGAAAUCAGACGCCUUAAUCCGCGUCUGUGUCUCCUGCAAGUCACUCAAUCGGUGUGGCAACGCUGGCCGACAAGUUGCCUGCUGACAACAUUCGAUAUGUUGACGUACUGCACCUCUCCACUACUGCUGCACGCCGUGCCAUACUCCUGGCUCGACGUGCUGUUGAUGAAGACAGCCAGAUAAUCAUCCGGAGGCUGCAGAGCUGUCAAAAACAAAAACAAACAAACAAACAAACAAGAGAAAGGCAUUAAGAACAAAAGCCAUGCGAGACACAGCCAAGAUGCCUUUUUCUCCCUGUCGACAUACCAUUGCUCACGUCUACGACGCUGUUCACAAUCUGUCCCCCCUUCUCGGCCACAUUCUUGCCCUGGGACACGCUGAAGUAGAAGCUCACGGUGUCGAUUUUGAAGUUGCACCCGUACCCCACUGGACACGUGUGCAUCAUGUUGGGUGUGGUCUGAAAGCCGGCCACUUGGAGGAGCAUGCCGAUGUCCACAGCAUAACGGGCGGCAUUAGUGGAUACGACAGAUGAUCGCCUCUUGCAUGCGCCAAGGUCGUUCAGACAGAUGCACAGUGAAUAGAAACUGAAAGGAAGAAAAGAAUUGCUCUUUUUCGCGUUGUGCUAUGCAUGCCUACAUACCCUGGGUAUCUGAUGGCGAUGUGCGAGAGGGUCAUUCCAUUGUGGGAUCCCUCAUGGAAGCCAAUCUCACAGGUCCGCCCAUUGAUAUUCCCACAGCGAGACGUGCCUGUCUCAUACCAGAAAGGAGGCAACGGACAUUUCAGAGACAUGACGCUCCCUUCCUCCCAUCACCGAUAGGCCUCUCUCCGACAGAUUCGGGCUCGCCGAACCAGAGGUCCUCCGGCGAGGACGGGGGAAAGGGAGGUGAUGUGGCCGCCUUGACGAGCAGCUGCUCUCCAUUCCAUGUGCCAAAGGUCUUGCGGCUCGGCGAACACCUGGGGGCGAGGAAAAGGACGAGAAUCGAGAGAAAAGAGCCUUGUGGUGUUGCCUGCCCACCCGACGUUGGCUGGCUCGAUGACGAUGCCGUCUUCAGUGGUGAAGUUGUGAAUAGGGUCACGAUUUUCCAUUGAUAUGGUGAAGCGAACACCUGCAGCAACCACGAAAAGAGCCUAUGAAUAAACCAGUCUACUUGUUAAGUCUUUGCAUGUACCAGGAAAUAGGGUGGUUGCAUUCGAUGUGACUCCCAAGUCCGUCGACUGGUAGACAUUGGCCACCGUGACGCUGCCGAUAGAGUCAUCUGUCAUGCCGAGUUGCCUCUCAAACGAGCUGCGACCGCGAUACCCCUGCGACACAAAGACAAGGCCCCACUAUCAACAAAAGAAAAGGAUAAGCCCUUACCCCUCGCAAGAACAUGAAGCCCUCAUCCUCAUCGUAGUCCACAUAGACAUCAGAUGAGCCCGACCUGAGCUCAAGAGAGUUUCGAAGCGUCAUCUCCUUCAUUCUGGGCACAGAUCUUACCCGCUGCCACAGAUCGAUGGCAGCCUCGACAAGAGCAGCAACGCCAAGAGCCACUGUGCGCUCCCAGACCGAGGCGCAACAGAUGCCCCUGUAUAAGGCAUGGACUCCUUCAGGAGGCCUCAACUUCCCAGAUCGGCGCCAUGACGCCUCAGUCAAUUGACGGCCUCCACAAUUGCUGAAGGAUUUGAG